AUGACAUGGUGCCUGUGGCCGUGCGCGACCGCGGUGGUGGCCCGGCCGAAGCGUAGUAGGGAUCCCCUGGAGGUGGUGCGGCACGUGCGGGAGCUCCUCGCCUACGUCGCCAACAACCGGGAAGGCUGCGGCGGCGGCAAGCGUGAGCGGAAGAUGGCAGACCUAAGCAAAAGUAUCAAGGAGAUGAAAUGCAUUCUCUAUGGUGAUGGUGAGGCAGAUCCUGUUGAAGAAGCCUGCAUGCAAUUGACCAAGGAGUUCUUUAAGGAGAAAACCGACACUUUUCGUCUACUAAUUGUUUGCCUUCCAUACUUGGACUUGGAAACACAAAAAGAUGUUACUCAAGUUAUUGCAAAUUUGCAAAGGCAAAAAGUUGGUUCAAGGUUGGUUGCCUCCGUUUACUUGGAAGCUAACCUAGAUCUUCUGGAUAUUUUGAUGUCUGGGUACGAUAACCUGGACAUUGCGAUACAUUAUAGUACUCUAAUAAGAGACUGCAUACGCCACCAAGUUGUUGCAAGGUACGUUUUAGGCUCUCCGCAUGUUAGGAAAUUCUUUGAUUACAUACAAUUUCCGGACUUCAACAUACAAUCAGAUGCCUUCAAGACUUUUAAGGAGCUUGUGACACGGCAUAAAUCAACUGCUGCUGAAUUCUUUUCCAAGAAUUAUGAUUGGUUCUUUGCGGAAUUCAACUCGAAAUUGAUAUCAUCUUCCAACUAUAUCAUCCGAAGGCAAUCCAUUCAGCUCUUGGGAGACAUUCUUCUGGAAAGGUCAAACACAGCAGUGAUGGCGCGCUAUGUUAUUUCAAAGGAGCACCUCAUGGUUCUAAUGAACCUUCUAAGGGAUCAAAGCAAGGUUAUUCAAGUAGAGGCUUUCCAUGUCUUCAAGCUGUUUGCCGCCAAUCAGAACAAGCCUCCUGAGAUCGUGAGUAUACUGCGCACCAACAGAAGCAAGCUGCUGAGGUUCUUGGGAGACUUCACUCUAGACAAAGAGGAUGCGAAGUUCGAGACCGACAAGGCCAAGGUCAUCUCUGAGAUUCUAGCGCUGGCGAUGCAGUAG
Messenger RNA from Phragmites australis (common reed), 1053 nucleotides. Its product is annotated as putative MO25-like protein At5g47540. The transcript is spliced from 11 exons. The coding region runs from base 1 to 1053 and encodes 350 amino acids. The record is from RefSeq and is a predicted model, not a curated record. Gene Ontology annotation, molecular function: protein serine/threonine kinase activator activity. Gene Ontology annotation, biological process: intracellular signal transduction. NCBI's taxonomy places the organism in Eukaryota, Viridiplantae, Streptophyta, Magnoliopsida, Poales, Poaceae.